GCCGCUCGACAGUCGACCCGCGCACCUCACUCAUGGCGGUGCAGUGUCUCUGGGUGGUACUCCUCGUCGGCGUGCUCGCCCUGCACGCCGGCCGCCCCGCCAGCGGCGCCAGCACCGCGCCGCGCAAGAAUGACAUCGUGCCGUUCAUAGUCGGGGGCGACGACGCCGAGCCCGGCGAAUUCCCUGAAGUGGUGUCCAUCCAGAUCCAGAGCCCCGACGGCACCUUCCAGCACCUCUGCGGGGGCUUCAUCAUCGACAAGGAGUGGAUCGUCACCGCCGGCCACUGCCUGGACCACUUUGGGGUUGGCAGGAUCGACCCCGCGGCGGUGAGCGUCUUGGCCGGGGCCAACGACCUGUCGCAGCCGGGGAUGCUGUCCUACCGAACGGGCAUCGCGGGCUACGAGAUCCACGAGGACUACGACCCCGACCAGGGCAUCUCCAUCGAGAACGACAUCGCCCUCAUCAACCUGCCCGAGCCGCUCCCCCUCAACGCCUACAUCCAGGAAGCCACGCUGCAGCACCGCACCCCGCAGCCUGGAGCGACUGCCCAGGUCGCGGGCUGGGGGCAGACUUCGAACGACAACCUAGAGGCCAGCAACACACUCCAGUGGACCUCGCUGGGCAUCGUGUCCAAGGCGGACUGCCAGAACGCCCUCGAUGGGUUCGCCACCAUCCUGGACGACCAGCUCUGUGCCGCCUCGUCCGACGGCCUGGAAGCCGAGUGCAAGGGUGACUCCGGCGGCGCUCUGAUCGUGGACAAGAUGGUGGUGGGCAUCGUAUCGUGGUCCAAGAAGCCCUGCGGCAAGUACCCGGGAGUCUUCGCCAGCGUCCCGAAGCACCUGCCCUGGAUCCGGGAAAAGUCCGGCCUCGACUACCUGUGACCACUGGAGACAUUUCUCGGGGAAUGAUAUUAUGAAUCUGACGAGCCUCUUUUACCCUG
Molecule: messenger RNA, 940 nt
Organism: Thrips palmi
Lineage: Eukaryota; Metazoa; Arthropoda; Insecta; Thysanoptera; Thripidae
Product: trypsin iota-like
Exons: 7
Coding region: 33-881 (282 amino acids)
Biological process (GO): proteolysis
Molecular function (GO): serine-type endopeptidase activity
Source: RefSeq, a predicted model, not a curated record